UACAUUUUAGGCAUGGCUAAUAUGCGGGAAGUAAGUUUUUGACGCAAACAGGCUUCAUGUACUGUUUUUGUGCAAUUACAGAAGUACAUAUGAAGCACACAAUAAAUGUUAGCAUAUUUAAAGUGCAUUUAUGGAAUAUCAAUGUUCUACUUGAAGUCUGAACCUCUGUGGGAACCCAAUGUGAUCAUGGACGGGACUAAAACUGGGCUGACAUAAGAAGCGUGGAAUGGGUGGUUGCUGUUGCUGCCCGGCCUCAUCUAGGGUCAGUUCAGUCAAGGGCGAUGCUAGAUCUUUUCCGGAUUCCAGUUAUUCUUUCGAAGGCCCAGUGAAAAACAGAUCAUGCACAGAUGUGAUUUUUCUCAUUCUUCUGAGUGUGUACCUCAUUUUUCUGCUUGUUGGCGUGGGUAUAGCAGGAGUGAGAGGCGACCCCAGAAGACUUAUAUAUGGUGUCGAUGAUUAUGGCAACAUCUGUGGCUUAAAUAAUCAGCGCAUUUCAGGAGCAAACCAAUCUGGAAUCGAUUACAGCGGUGUCAAGUAUCUGACAGUCAGCCAACAAUGCACAGAUGGAACGUGUCGUACGAAAAAACAAUGUGAAAAUGAAUGUCCAGAAGGUUACGAAAAGACAACACUGCGUCGUUGUUUGCCUAAAAAAGUAACUAACACGGGUAAUAAGAUACUUCAGUCGACACUGCCAUUUUUAGAGGAAGUCGGAUCAGAUAUUACUCUUUGCUGGAAAGAAAUUAUUCUCCUUUGUAUGAUUAGUGUUGGUCUAUCACUGCUACUUCUAAUAAUUUUCCGAUAUUGUGCCUCCAUCAUCAUCUGGGCUGUGCUGAUUAUCGUCACCAUUGCCUCCAUUGCGGUCACUGUUUAUGUCUGGGUUAUGUGGCAUCAGAAGAAGAAAGAUCUUGAAAGUUAUGAAGGACCAAAUAAGGAUUUGAAAGAAAAGCAAGGCAAUUACUGGUUUGCCGCAGCCAUUAUCGUGACAAUCUUUACGGUGGUUUACUUAUUGGUGGUUCUAAUCAUGAGAAAUAAAAUAAAAUUGGUGGCUGCUCUGUUUCAAGAAGCUGGGAAAUCGGUGGCUACGAUGCCUUUAAUUCUUUUACAGCCAGUAUUG
Molecule: messenger RNA, 1114 nt
Organism: Stegodyphus dumicola
Lineage: Eukaryota; Metazoa; Arthropoda; Arachnida; Araneae; Eresidae
Product: choline transporter-like protein 1
Biological process (GO): transmembrane transport
Cellular component (GO): membrane
Molecular function (GO): transmembrane transporter activity
Source: RefSeq, a predicted model, not a curated record